AUGGCCACUCUCACCAUGACACCCCCAACCCGCCAACCAUUCGCAAGUCUGGACACCCCGCGAAUGAGAUCUAUCAUGCGGUCCAAGCUGAACCGCCAAAACAUGCAAAAUGGGGCCAUUCUCUCCCAAAAGAGCUCGAACUCAAUCUUCAUCAACGAAGACUCCGAAAACAUAGACCCCUACACACGCAGUCUAUCGGCAAAACGCAAGCGUACAUUCGACGACGACGAAAUCUCCAAGGGAUCUCCCAAACCCCUCAAAACAUCCCGUAUAGCCCUCUCAACCCGUACACCCUCAACCCUUUUAUCCACUACAUCUCGCCUCUCAACACCUCUGCAGAAGCCCCCCGCAACACCUAAAUCAGCACCAGCCCCAGCACUCAAACCAGCCGGUCGCACUCCACCAUCAAAGUUCCUCAAGCCAUCCGGUGGUCGCAGGUCGACAAUCGGCAAAACACGUCCCGAGUCCGCAUCGGCAAAUGCCAAACGAUCCGUCGCUCGUCCUUUCUCUCUCGCUACAGCUCUAGCUCAAUAUACUACUCCUAAACCUAAACAACCAGCUGGCUGGUCCUUUGAUAUCCAUGUUGAUACUGAGGAAGAGGAGAUGACCAAUCUCAUGCAGCAUUCUACUGGUGUGCUAGAUAUUAGUGAUGAUGAAGGGAAGGUUUCAAAGAACGAUGGUCGAGGCAAGGAGAAUGUUCCCCCAGUUGAGUUGGGAAUUGAUCUUCCUCGUUCUGCUCAGGCUGUCUCCGUGUCCGUGGCUACUGCUGCUGCUCGAAAGGAAGAAAAGAUGGAAGAAGAUCGUGCGCCGCUAGGUGAACUUACUGCUUCGGAUUAUUAUCCUGAAGACUGUAAUGCUUUCUCUUAUGCUGUUGUUUAUGAUGAUGAGAAUGUUGAGGCGAAGAAGAUUUCUCCGCCUUCGAGGUCUUUUGUUCCUGAUAUUACGACUUCUAUUGCUUCGUUGUUGGAGACUGCUAUCCCGCCCGCGGAGAAAUCUGAUGUCGAUGCGAAGACUCUUGCUGAAGUUGGAGAGAACAGUUCUACCUCGGAGAACUCUGAAUCUUCUUGA
Penicillium angulare is the source of this 1068-nucleotide messenger RNA. RefSeq lists its product as uncharacterized. The record is from RefSeq and is a predicted model, not a curated record. Bases 1 to 1068 code for a protein of 355 amino acids. NCBI's taxonomy places the organism in Eukaryota, Fungi, Ascomycota, Eurotiomycetes, Eurotiales, Aspergillaceae. The transcript is spliced from 2 exons.